Messenger RNA from Callorhinchus milii (elephant shark), 715 nucleotides. RefSeq lists its product as uncharacterized. The record is from RefSeq and is a predicted model, not a curated record. Gene Ontology annotation, biological process: immune response. The coding region runs from base 8 to 715 and encodes 235 amino acids. Gene Ontology annotation, molecular function: tumor necrosis factor receptor binding. The transcript is spliced from 5 exons. Gene Ontology annotation, cellular component: membrane. NCBI's taxonomy places the organism in Eukaryota, Metazoa, Chordata, Chondrichthyes, Chimaeriformes, Callorhinchidae.
GGGGAAAAUGAGCUCCUUAACGGAAGUGAAUUAUCCUGAGGGUAGAACACUGGACAGGAGAUCUGAACACAGAAACACCAAAUUCAUAAACGUAGCCUGCUUAUUUCUUACUCUCCUCUCCACCGCCGUGUCCAUUGGAACUAUUGUCCUUUUCAGAACACAACAACACUGCAGUCAAACAGCUCCAGUGUCAAGCACAGGAACAAUCAUAGGAACAGUCACAACAACAAGACCUGAACUACCCACAAGACAUGAAUUCUUCCAAGCGUCAAGCACAGGAACAGUCACACCAAUAAGACCUGAAGUACCCACAAGACAUGAAUUCUUCCAAGGUUUGAUGGAGACCAAGGGGCAGAAGCUGCUGUGGUACCACAGAGGCCUUCCCACCACCCAGUACAAUGUGACGGUGGCGGGAACCUACCUGGUCCAUCUCCAGGUGACCUUCCGUGGGGAUCAGUGCCGCAAGAACGUGCUGCUGAAGCUGACGCUGUAUGAGUCAUCGCCGUUCGAUGAGGCGACGGAGCUGCUGGUGACCAGCGCUUCGGUCUGUGAGGACGAUCACAACUCGACCAACUGGACCAGGUCCCUCUCCCAGGUCGCAGUGGUUUACCUGGGGGCGGAAUCCAGCCUGUAUGUCACCUCCACCAGCAUGGAGCAUGUGGACAUCAACCACAACAAGAAUAAUAUCUUUGGCGUCGCCCAACUGCAACACUAG